This is a messenger RNA of Closterium sp. NIES-65, 723 nucleotides long. The record is from the annotation of a GenBank genome assembly. NCBI's taxonomy places the organism in Eukaryota, Viridiplantae, Streptophyta, Zygnematophyceae, Desmidiales, Closteriaceae.
AUGGCGUGGCGCGGGGGGCGAGGGGGACGCGGAGGCCGCGGAGGGUUCGGAGGGAGAGGCGGCGGGGCUGGUGCAGUGGCACGGGACGAUGAGGGGUCGAUCGUGUUUGCGGGUCGCGACGAAGGGCCCCCGCCAUUGUUUCCGCCUGUGGAAAUGCUGCCCGAGCUGCCCGAAAUCGCUCCCAAGGACGAGGCGAUGCUGCAGCGGCGGCGGCGCAUGGCGUCGUUCUGGCGCUACUCCGCCUACUACGUCGACCGCCCUCCGCCCGACAAGGGAGUGGCGGCGGACAUAGCAGCGUACACGAAGCGCCACAGCGGCUCUUCCGGCGCCACCGCCUCUUCGUCCUCUGCGCCCCGUGCUUCUCUCACCGACGUCAUGGACCUCUCCAUCGCUCACUACCCCGCUGAACUCCUCUCUGCUGGAGGCAAGAAGAAAGUUAGGAAGAAGAGCAGCAACGCAUGGGUGGUCGGCAAGGGGUCAGCUGCCAAUGACCUAAACCGUCUGGACCAGCUUGCAACACUGGAGCAGAAGCUAGACAAGAACGCAGCGGACCGGGAAGGCAAGGACGAAGAGAAGAAGGAGGGGGAGGACAAUGAGGAGGUGGAGGAGGAAGAAGAGGAAGAGGAGAUAGGGGAGGAUGACUACGCUCAAAACUUUGGGUUUGAUGAUGACGAUGAGUACCUGGAUGAAGACGAUGGUGCUGAUGAGGGCCCUGUGUUCUAA